Messenger RNA from Penaeus monodon (black tiger shrimp), 880 nucleotides. RefSeq lists its product as uncharacterized. Lineage: Eukaryota; Metazoa; Arthropoda; Malacostraca; Decapoda; Penaeidae. The record is from RefSeq and is a predicted model, not a curated record.
AUUAAUGUAAGAUAAAAUCUGAAGCUCCACUUUCAAAGGAGGCCUUAAAGGAUACUGGAGAACAGUGUGAACAGCAUGGCAAGCGGGUUCAUAACACUGAUGGAGUCAGCCACAACCUUCGAGGUUGUGGCUGAAGGUUGUGGCUGUUAGAGAGUGUUAGAAACAUGCUAAAAGGCUACAAUGGAUCGGGCUUUAACAUAAUACAAGUUACGGAGGGCAAUGGAGCGUGAAAUCGGUCCUCUUGAUAAGGAGUAGCCACCAUUUUACCGUGCAGUAGCAAGCGAAAAGUAUACUAGUGUAACGAGGGUCCACUUAUCACAUACAAAUGCGUGAAGAGGCGUCUCGUCAGGCCACGUGUUGCUAGAUACAGACAUCAUCUAAUAAGAAGACAGUAUAAUGAGCAACACAACUGGCGGCAGUCUGACGCGGCGCUGGCGGCGUCCGGCAAUGCGAUCCUGUUGGUUGCCGGCGGCUGUGGGCGCUGUCAGUCAGUGAGCGGCGAGAAGUCGAGGUUCCGCCACAGUCUGUACCAUGAGUCAGUGUCCCGCCAUGGACCGCCAGCGUGGGCCGCCUCGGACACACUAUUGAUUACGGGCGCGCGGUGGCGGUGGAAGAGCCCAGCUGGCCCGGCAUGGCGGACGGCGCCGUGCUGCAUCGUAUUUCUCUGUGUGUAGCCGCCUUCUGCGUGACUCUGAACGCCCAUGCGGACCUCAAGUGCGUAUAAGUUGUGGCCGGUACGCCUACGCCCGCAGGCAACACCAUGGGGGCCUGUAUGACUCGGUGCUGGCCCCUCUACCCCGACCCCAGGUACCAACCAGUGAGAAGCCGCUACCUCAGGCAAGAUGAUACUGUUCAGCUGGAACUUAUCGACACUGAAGAG